GCGAUCCGGUGCCCGCUGUGUCCUCCAGACUUGUGACAUCAUUGCUUACUACGUGUGAAAUCUGUGAAUGAUCACAGAGGUCACAUGGUACAAGGCUAUUCACAACAGCCUGGGGUACCAUGUGACAAGGUGUGACCAAUCACAGCUCACUCAGUAUUUCUCAAUGGCUACAAGAGGGACCUCUGUGUGAGGUCCCGAUCAUGUGAUCACUGAUUGGCCAAUCAGUGAUCACAUGAAGAGUAGUAAGCAAGAUGUCACUUCUGACAUC
Staurois parvus is the source of this 268-nucleotide messenger RNA. The record is from the annotation of a GenBank genome assembly. Lineage: Eukaryota; Metazoa; Chordata; Amphibia; Anura; Ranidae.